Messenger RNA from Acanthamoeba castellanii str. Neff, 1020 nucleotides. RefSeq lists its product as uncharacterized. The transcript has 8 exons. The record is from RefSeq and is a predicted model, not a curated record. Bases 1 to 1020 code for a protein of 339 amino acids. NCBI's taxonomy places the organism in Eukaryota, Discosea, Longamoebia, Acanthamoebidae.
AUGCAGACAGGCGAGUCCUCACCCGCUAUUACCAAGGUGCCGUUCGCGCGAGGCUUCGUGGUGAUUAACGACUUGGCCGAGGCCAAAAAGAUCCUGUCCACUGAAGAUGACUACGUGCGAGGCCUGAGCGUGUUCGACCUGCAGGCCAAGACGCAGGUGGACGACCGCGAGGUCACCGUCGCACAGUUCAUGAGCCACCAGGCCGCCCAGGUCCUUCCCUUUGCCGAAGCCGACGUCCAGAAGCUGGAGGCCAUGAUCAAGUCGGUGUCGGCCAAGCUGGAGGCCUACCCGCUACUGCCCUCGCUGGUGCCCGAAAUCGUUCACCUCAACAUGACCACCGGAUUGGAGGAGGGUACGGCGGCGUACUGCCGAGGCUUGAACGGGAUCUUCUUGCCGCAGAACAUGAUCCAGUGGACGCCCUCAUGGGGCUCGCUUCCCAUGCACGAGCUCUUCACGCACGAACUGUGGCACAUCAUCUCACGAAACCUGGAGAAGUCGCUGCGCGACUCGGUCUAUGCGUGCAUCGGGUUCCGGCCCUUCAACGCGCCGUUCCAGUACCCCGCGCCCAUGGCCAACCGCAAGAUUUCCAACCCCGACGGGCCCAAGUUCGAACACUACAUCCGCUUUACCACCGACGACAGCGGCGGUGAGCUGACGGCGCUACCGAUGAUCUACUCGCGGCACCCGGUGUACUCGAAGAAGAUCGCACCAGUGUUCUUCCGCUACCUCGCCGUGCAGAUGAUGGCGGUGCGGCAAAACGACGACGGCGUGUGGGUGCCCGCCCAGAAUCCCAAGAAGGAGCCUGGCACCGAGAAGACAUUUGAUGAUCUUUACCUGCUGGACAUCGAUAGUCUGCCAGAGAGCUUUUGGUCACAGAUUGGCCGCAACACUGCAUACUUCUAUCAUCCCGACGAGACCACUGCUGAUAACUUUGUCAUCCUGAUCCACAAGGACACCAAGACUGCAACUACUCCUGCCAUUGUGCAAAAGCUGGCUGCAGUGUUUGGUGGAGACUUUUAG